Molecule: messenger RNA, 1722 nt
Organism: Rhipicephalus sanguineus (brown dog tick)
Lineage: Eukaryota; Metazoa; Arthropoda; Arachnida; Ixodida; Ixodidae
Product: probable ATP-dependent RNA helicase DDX5
Exons: 3
Coding region: 1-1722 (573 amino acids)
Cellular component (GO): cytoplasm; ribonucleoprotein complex; nucleus
Molecular function (GO): ATP binding; RNA binding; RNA helicase activity
Source: RefSeq, a predicted model, not a curated record
AUGAUCAACGUAGAAAGAACAUCAUGGACCGAACCCAUUCCCGUGCCGACCAGCUUCUACGCACCUCAACAGCGCAACUGCCACGUCACAGAUGCGACAACACUGACGCCAGCAAGCUGCGGACAGCAUAAAAGCCUAGCCCAUGACCCGAGGCACUUCAGUGGAAUUGGCGGCACCGACCAGGCAGCGAUGCUUAUUCCUGCUCUUUUUGUUGUGCAGUUCGGAGUGUGGCAACUCAAUGGGCCGAUCAACGGCCCGAACGAAGGAGCUCCCGCAGAGAACCCACCGCUCGUCGCUCCUGGGGCCGGCGGCGGACUAGACACCUUCGGCCUCGGUCGAGGCUUCUUCGAAAAGAUACCGCUGAGCGGCGACUCGUGGAAAAUUAUCUUUAUGGCGGCCGAGGAAGAGGGCUACCAGCCACUAGCCGCAACAAAGGACGUCUACCGCGAACACAUCACCACGGCAGAGCGACCUAUAGAAGAAGUCGAAGCGUACCGGCAGGCCAACGACAUCACUGUCACGGGGCGCGACGUUCCUAAGCCCAUCCUGCAUGUCAACGAAGGUGGUUUCCCUGAACACAUAUGUAAGGUCAUCGAGGCACGCAACUCUGGCUCAACGCUCAGCGCAAUCGAAGCGCAGUGCUGGCCCGUUGCGCUCAGAGGUAAAGACCUCGUCGCCAUUAUCCAGGAUGCAUCAAAAGGGAAGCCUCUCGCUUACCUCGUCCCGGCGAUCAUACACGUUAUGCGCCAGCCGGUUGUGUUGCGGGGCUCUGGACCUUUAGUCCUGGUGGUCACAGCGACGCGGGUAACGGCCCUACAGGUUCGGGAAAUUGCCGAUGAGCUGAACGCGGGGUCACCGAUUCGGACGUUGUAUCUCCAGCCUGGUGAACCCCGGCAACCGCAACUCAAGCAGCUCGUGGACGGUGCCCACAUUUGCGUUGCCACGCCAGGCCGCCUCGUGUCUUUCAUGGAGGAGUGUCAGAUAAACCUGCGCUGCUGCACUUACCUGGUACUGGACGAAGUUGACCGCAUGAUAAUGAUGGGCUUCGAGAAGCAGCUUCGCAUCAUUGCGAACAACAUCCGUCCUGACCGCCAGACCCUUGUGUGGCUGUCCUCCCGCUCAAUGGAUGCGAACCGGCUGAUAGAGGAUUUGACGAGUGAAUACGUCACUGUCAGCAUCGGUGCGGCUGCCCGUGAGGACCACAAGUGCCAGGUGCAACACGAUGUCAUCAUUUGCGAGACAGUUGAGAAAGAGCAGAAACUCGUAGCCCUUUUCAACGACAUCCUUAGAGAGGAAAGUGACAAAGCCGUCGUGUUUGUUGAAAGGAAGCAAGCGGUCGAAGAUAUCGUGUCCUUUCUUCGCCUCCAAGGUUGGCCCGCCGUCGGCAUCCACGGGAAAAAGACAGCGUAUGAACGCGACUAUGCGCUGAACUCCCUCAAAUUCAGCAAGGUGCCCAUAAUGGUGGCGACCGACGUGGCAGCUUGUGCUCUAGCAGUGGACAAAGUGCGUCUUGUCGUGAGCUACGACUACCCGAGCAGCGCGAGCGAAUACUCGCGCCGCGCGGGGUACGCGGCUCGGCCCGAUGGAAGAGGCGUGAAGUACACGUUCAUAUCGCCCGAUGAAACUCAGCGUGCCAAGGAGCUGAUAUCGUUUCUUCGAGAGGCCAAGCAAGUUAUACCACCAGGGCUAAGAAUGGUAGCAAAUAAGAUCAAGGGAAGGUAG